CCCCCUACUGUUGAAUGAAAUUACGCCCAUGAUUCUCCUCUGUCUUCAGAAAGUCUUCCAUCUUCACGUUGUUUGGAUAUGCAAAUCUUAGUGUUGAUGUAAUAUGCAAAUGAAUAACAUCUAUGAGAUCAGUUGUUGACUUCUCAUUAAAAUAGCACCUCGUUCAGCUUUGACAAGACAAUUUCAUUAAUAAACACUUAAUAAUCAUCCUUGUUCCAGCAAACCCUCCUUCUUUGUGUAAUACGUUUUGUUAUGUAAAUAAUCAUGACGACACAAUGCAUAUGCAAACCUAUGGCGUCACCAGGCGAAUGUUAUGAGCAUGCAUUUUCCCCUGAAAUGACCUGUUCGCGUGAAUAGUUAUGGUACCGGUGCUAAUCAUUUUGUUCCCUCCUGUGCAACCUCGGAUUUCUCGUGGACUGUCCUCCAAAACAUUGUCACGUGUGUCCGUUUGUGUGCAGGGCUCAAAGUGCUCUUAUUUGACUGUCGGGGUGUUUCGUGUGCCUUUUUUCUCCAAGCCGGGGUUGUCUGAGGAACAUGGCAGCAGAUAGGACCCAGCAGACAGACUUGGCAAUCCUCACCUGUCCGUGGCCGCUUCUUUGAGAUCGUUUUUGCCCCCCACCUGAAGCUGACCGUACCGGAAAACCGUUAUCUGGCUCGUGCUCUCGCGCUCCGUGAUCCUCCAGAGCAGCCCCGGGCAGAACGCGAUGCGGUCGCGGUGCGUGCGCGCUUUGUUGCUCGCCUCCUUGGCGCUGCUCUUUCUCUCAUCCUCCUCCUCCUCCUUCUUCUCCUCCGGCGCCGAGGGUUUUCGCUGUCCGAGCUGCACGGCGGAGCAGCAAGCGGCGUGUCCUAAACCCCCGACCCAAUGCACGGAGCUGGUGCGGGAACCGGGAUGCGGCUGCUGUCCCGUGUGCGCGCUGCAGCUCGGCGAGCCGUGCGGCGUGUACACGGCGCGCUGCGGCAGCGGCCUGCGCUGCUCCCCCAGCCAGAGCUCCGAGAUGCCGCUGGACGAGCUGGUCAGGGGACACGGGAGCUGCCAUGUCAGAUCCGACAAUUCAGAGUCGCAUGAUGAGCGCGACUUCGAGUCCGAUUUCGGAGAUCCAUAUACCACAAGGCCUCCGAUCCCGAGAAGGCCAAACAAAGAUGCCUACUGGCACAUGAGGGAGACUAUAUUCAAGCAUCACCAGAAUGAGCAGAAGACCAGAAUGAUGAAUCGAGUGGAUGAGCCCAAAAAUCCUCGUCCAAGAAUGAGCCAAUGUCAACAGGAGCUGGACAAAGUGCUGGAAGAGAUCUCUAAAAUGACCUUCCAUGACAACAAGGGACACCUGGAGAACCUGUAUGAACUAACGUUUCCCAACUGUGACAGUAACGGACAAUAUAACAUAAAACAGUGCCACAUGUCCACCCAUGGGCAAAGGGGUGAAUGCUGGUGCGUAAACCCCCACACUGGUAUCCAGAUUCCCUCCUCGACCCGAGUGAGGGGUGACCCCAACUGCAGCCAGUACUACAGUGGACCCGAGCUCAAGUCCACUACCAGCCUGUACAAAUAAACGUGGCUAAAUGGAACGACAGAACAAUGAGAGACAAAGCUAGAGAGACAAAGUGUGCAAGCAUAUAUUCCUGUGUGUCUGUAUGUGGAACUACGUCAGACCUUAUUCUGAUUUUCAUUUUAAUCUCAUGGAAUAACAGUAUAGCAAGCACCACAUUCAGACAAAUCUGUGCUACAUAUAUGCCCAAUGUAAUGACAAUAGACUGGUGUUAUGUUCUCCGAUUAUAUCCUGUACUAUAACACAGUAAGUCUAAGCAGGCUUUUCUCGUCCCGUGACUAUGUUUUCACGUAGCUACAGUACAAAUCCCAGUAUGUAACAGUUUGUGCAGCUUCCUCUAUUUGGUCCCAUUCCCCACUUCCUUUUUAGAGCCAGACUAACAUAAGCUACAACCACUCCCGUGCUGCUGCUUUUCUAACACUAAACAUGCACCAAAGUAAGAAUGCUAAUGUAUAAUUUUCUGCAGUGUCCUGCAAACAAUGUACUUUAUUUGCAUGGAUUUGUUUUCGAUGUGUGUCCCCUCCCUCCUUUUUUUUUUGUGGUUGUUCCAUGUGCACGGACACCAUCAGUGCUGUUUACUCGUAUUCAAAACCGCCUUCUCUGUUUGACUCACCCUAACAAACCACGUGGAGCUGCAUUCUCUGUACUGGCCUUGUCUAAUGUCUGUGGGGUGUCCAUGGGGUUACUCAGUACACAAUUGUGUGUGUGUGUGUAUGUGUGUGUGUGUGUGUGUGUGUGUGUGUAAAGCAAAGUGUAGCCAAUGUUGGCAGCUGAUAGACUUCUCCCCCUAUUCUCUCCAUUCAGUCAUAUGGGGGAAAAUAUGGGUGGAGCGGUAGGUUUGGAGCAAAAGUGGUUACUAAUGAUCUGCUGACAGAGGUCAAGAUUAGGACACAAAGCUGACACUGACAAAUGCAAUAUUAAGUGAGUAGAGUACCUAUAAAUAAACACAGGUUUGCAAAUAUAUGCCUGCAAUGCAGAUGGGCUGUACUUUACUUUUUGCUAUUUCACAUUUCCCAUGGCUGAGGGGGGGGUGAGUGAAAGGCCCAUUUGGCAUUUGGAAGAUUUAGUGAUUAAAGUGUCUUGAGAUGUGUGAAAGGAUGCCAAUUGGUGCACAGGCUGAUGGGGGGGCUGCUAAGCUUGCAUUGUCAGGAGCUGUUCCCACCUGGUUUGAUUCGUUUAGUGUAAAUGCGCUCUAGGGCACUGAUUGUCCUUCAAAACUAUAGUUACAUUUGAUUCUGCCUGUGAAGUGCUAUCAUGCUUGUCUGCCUGUCUUUCCAUCUUUGUCUCUCUUGUUCUCCCUUUUCUUUUCUCUCCUUUAUUUUGAGUGUAGCAUUGGACAGAUUAAAUAGACAGGAUCCAUAAAUAGCAGCUGAGAUUAAGCUGAUCGAUUGUAAACAAAUGGUGCGUACGCUCAAGUGCUCGGCUAAAAACUGUUCUGACUGUGUUUGGAGACUUCUGUGAGCUUUGCCUCUCAGAUAACAUAUUAACCUUCAGUAGCUCACAUGGUAUUGCCAUGUCCAGCUCGCCUUUAAAAUUAGCUUUCAUAGAUUUUCUUUUUUUAGAGUGUAUUAUGGUGCUACAGCCUGGCUCUUCUAAACCCUGCUCCCCCAUGUGGGGUUUUGGGGCCAGCACAUAGGCUGCUGAGACUCUGGGUACGAGUUUUCCAUUUGGGCUGGCUUCCAAAAUAGAUUACUGCCUCCCCUCUGGUGGUAUAGUAAAUUUUAUGGUAGUUUGAGUCUGACCUAGUUUGAAAACAAAGCAAAACCAAUUCCUGUUUUUUUUUUUUUUUUUGGAACAUAUUGAUUUGCCAGAGCUGUGCUGAAGGAGCGAAAGAAUUUGGUUGUGUGUGUGCAGAGGGGGUUGCUGUGCCAUGCCUGUAGCCAGAGGACGGAGGGAAGUGGUGUUUGCCAUCUGCUGCAGUGUUAAAAUGUCAGAGCUGCGUGCUGUUUGGAUGGCCUUCGACAGGCGACAGGAAGAAUUUCUUAAGCAAAUCCUACACAGCACACAAUGUACUAGCAUUGCACACUUUCACUUUUUACACUUUUCUUCUCGUCGUCGCAUUGCAUGCCACCGUAUAUCGGGAGGCACACCAGCAGCAGAUAGUAAAGUUUAUUGGUGACCACUAACGCAGCAUGAUUCUUGUAUCUUUUCUCGUUGGAAAUAAAGUGCCUGCUUGCAAUUCGAAGGUGGGAUUGUGAAAGCCAUAAAUGCAUGCCAACCAACAAAGAUAUUUUUAAAGGCCUGUAAUAAAUGACAAUAUGAUUAAACAUGUUACUUUCA
Molecule: messenger RNA, 3824 nt
Organism: Silurus meridionalis
Lineage: Eukaryota; Metazoa; Chordata; Actinopteri; Siluriformes; Siluridae
Gene: igfbp2b
Product: insulin-like growth factor binding protein 2b
Biological process (GO): regulation of insulin-like growth factor receptor signaling pathway
Cellular component (GO): extracellular region
Molecular function (GO): insulin-like growth factor I binding; insulin-like growth factor II binding
Source: RefSeq, a predicted model, not a curated record